AUGAGCCCCAGCCAGCGGAGCAGCCGCCUCGCGGGGACGCCGCGCCCUCCUCAGGGCUCGUCCGUCCGCCGCCUUCGGCGGUCGUCCUCAGCGGCAGAGAAGGCGCCUGGAGGCGCCCCGCUGGAGCUGCCCGCGGAGGCCCUCGCCGCCCUCGGCCUGAGCGGGCAGCCGGCGCGAGGCCUCGCGGCCGAGUUCCGGAAGGUUUCGUGCCUCGGGGAGGGCGCCUUCGGCGCGGUGUGGCUGGCGCGGAGGGAGGCGGACGGGCGGCACGUGGCGCUGAAGGAGGUGCCGCGGAUACGCCUGGCGUCCGACGUGGAAGCUAGGCGCCUGUGGGACGAGCGGGACGCCCUCCUGGCGGUGCGCGACGCGCGCGGCGACCCGGCGCGCGCGGGCGGCGUCAGCCCUGCGCUGGUGGCCGCCGUGGCGUCGUACGCCACGCCGACCGCGGUGUGCCUCGUGAUGGAGCUGGUGGAGGGCGCAACGCUGCACGAGCACGUGCGCAGGGCCGGGCGGCUGCAGGAGGAGGCCGCGCGGUGGUACGCCGCGGAGGUGGCGGGGGCCAUUGGCUGGCUGCACGCCGAGGGCUGGCUGUAUCGCGACCUGAAGAUGGGCAACGUGAUGGUCUCAGCGCGCAGCGGCCGCGCACGGCUCGUCGACUUCGGCUUCGCGCGGCGCGCGUGGCGCGCCACGUCCGUGGUGGGCACGCUGCAGACGAUGGCCCCGGAGGUCAUCGCCUGCGCGCCGCACCUCGCGCUGCCCGCGGCCGCGGAGCCCCAGGGGUCCGCGCCCGGCUACGGCGCUGCGGCCGACUGGUGGUCCCUGGGCGUGGUGAUGUACGAGAUGCUGACCGGGGAGCCGCCCUUCGGCCACCACGACGACGUCCACCUAUAG
This is a messenger RNA of Prorocentrum cordatum, 891 nucleotides long. NCBI's taxonomy places the organism in Eukaryota, Dinophyceae, Prorocentrales, Prorocentraceae. The record is from the annotation of a GenBank genome assembly.